Molecule: messenger RNA, 1387 nt
Organism: Zootoca vivipara (common lizard)
Lineage: Eukaryota; Metazoa; Chordata; Lepidosauria; Squamata; Lacertidae
Biological process (GO): defense response
Cellular component (GO): extracellular region
Source: RefSeq, a predicted model, not a curated record
AGAAGAGGGAGGAGAUUCACUUAACAACCCUGACAAGGGGCACAAGCUUUUCUUUUUGCUGCUGCAUGACACUGCUGACACAUGCAAAGCUUGGAGGUUUUCACAUGUACUACUGGCAAGAGGAAAUUCAUAGAAAUAUGGGAUCCACUCCCACCCUGAAUGAUGACUGUAGAGGUCGCUGCAAAGCAAAAUGUUCACGUAGAGAAUAUGUGGAUUCAACAACCUCCUGCGAUCAUCCUGAUCAUGUCUACUGCUGCCGAAAUAAAGGAACCACUCCCACCCCGAAUGAUGAUUGUAAAGGUCGCUGCAUAUCAAGAUGUUCACGUAGAGAAUAUGUGGCUUCAACAACCUCCUGCAAAGAUCCUGAUCAUGUCUACUGCUGCCGAAAGGAAGGGAAUAAUAUUUCUCCACCACCCACCAACCCACCGAAGGAAAUUUGUAAAGGUUGUAAACGAAGUUGUUCAGAUAGAGAAUUUGUGGAUUCAAGAACUCACUGCCAAGAUCCUGAUUAUGUCUACUGCUGUGAUAUUCCAGGGAAUAAUAUUUCUCCACCACCCAACAACCCACCGAAGGAAAUUUGUGAAGGUUGUAAACGAAGGUGUUCAAAGACAGAAUUUGUGGAUUUAAGAACUCACUGCCAAGAUCCUGAUUAUUUCUACUGCUGUAAUCAUCCAGACUUGCUUCCCUUCAAGAAAUUAAAGUGUAAAGGUCGCUGCAAAUCAUCUUGUUCACCUAAAGAGUAUGUGGCUUCAAAAAUCGUAUGCCUUAAUCCUGAUCUUGUCUACUGCUGCACAAAAAAAGGGAAUUAUAUUUCUCCACCACCCACCAACCCACCGAAGGAAAUUUGUGAAGGUUGUAAACGAAGGUGUUCAGAGAGAGAAUAUUUGGAUUCAAGAACUCACUGCCAAGAUCCUGGUUAUGUCUACUGCUGUGAUCUUCCAGACUUGAUUCCCUUCAAGAAUAUAAAGUGUAUCGGUCGCUGCAAAUCAUGUUGUUCACCUAAAGAGUAUGUGGCUUCAAAAACCGUAUGCCAUAAUCCUGAUCAUGUCUACUGCUGCACAAAAAAAGAAUUUAAGAUCAGACCAAAGAAUAAGAACGAAUGCUAUAAAAUGGAUGGUGUUUGUGUUAAGGAUUAUUGUCCCGAGGAGCACAUCAAGAUUGGAAAAUGUUCCAGAAUUAUGAAAUGUUGCAUAAGUAAACACUACGAAGAUGAAUACGAAGAUUGAAUAUUGGGGGCUGUUCCAUCACUUGGAGAGCCACUGGAUCCUGCUUCAACCCUAGCUAGAGUCUCCUUCAGCUUCUUCACCAAAGCAUUCAGAUCAAAAGAAGAAGUGCUUGCAACAUACUCCAUGAUUAUAUGAGCUUCUCCAUUGCAAUAAAAGUGAAU